This is a messenger RNA of Diachasmimorpha longicaudata, 4410 nucleotides long. RefSeq lists its product as uncharacterized. NCBI's taxonomy places the organism in Eukaryota, Metazoa, Arthropoda, Insecta, Hymenoptera, Braconidae. Gene Ontology annotation, molecular function: oxidoreductase activity; copper ion binding. The coding region runs from base 476 to 2368 and encodes 630 amino acids. The record is from RefSeq and is a predicted model, not a curated record. The transcript has 11 exons.
UACUUUCAUUUGUAGUCGUCGGUUCGAUAUUACGGCAACUGCUACAGCUAAGGCCCCUGUCAUCAGUUAUAUAGUUAUAGUUAGUACUCCGUGAGAUUGUGUUUCCGCAAGUCGAAUCGCACGUGUGUGGUAAAGCGAAACUUAAUCAGAGACUGAAUUGAAUAUUUUAAUAAAAAUCAGUUUUCCAAUUUUACGCGCCCGGCGGCGAGUGAACAAAUCAUUUCCCGCGCAAAAUAAAUAAUUAUGAUAAAAUUAUAAUUAGCAGUUGAGAAAGUGAUGGACUGAGGUGAUGUUGAUGAUGCGAGGGCGAUUUGAUCGAUCGAGGAAGAAGAAAUAAUCGAUAUUCGGUCGAUUAAACAAUAAAUCGCGGACUUGAGGUCGAUCGAGUGUUGACAAGUGAUUUCGGUGAUUGUUCGACUGAUUCGACUGCGAUAAAAAAUUAAAUAACAUAAAUUUUGGAUUUUGGAGGGUUAAUAUGACCGACCGCCAGAUGAUUUCGAAAAAAUUCCUCCAACGAAUCGCGGUUGUAGUCGUCGUGAGUUUAUUGGCAGCGAGUUUUUUACAUUUUUGCAAUUACAGGCCUAAACAAACAUUCUUGUCAUGUGAUCGGCCCUGUCAUCACCUGGACUGGCCGAUGAUCUGUCGGGUGAAGUUGACAUUAGAACCCUUUCAUUCUCUCAGCAAGGCUUGUGGUAAUUGUUUGGUGAAUGAAACCUCGUGUUUAUCGAAACAUUGCGUUUCUGUCGAUGGACAUCGGCGAGGAAUACUGACAGCCAAUCGGCAAUUACCAGGGCCCAGUAUUCAGGUCUGUGAGAAUGACAUUUUGGUUGUUGACAUUGUCAAUCGAUUGCCCGGAAGAGCGGCGGCUAUGCAUUGGCGGGGCCAAAAUCAAAUCGAAACUCCUUCAAUGGACGGAGUUCCUCUGGUCACCCAGUGUCCAAUACCAAGUUAUACAACUUUUCAAUAUAAAUUCCGAGCCUCCGUACCAGGAACCCAUCUCUGGCACUCUCAUUCAGCGUCUGACAUCGCCAACGGAAUUUUUGGUUCCUUAAUCGUCAGACAAGCGGACGUAAGGGAGCCCCAUCGUAACUUAUACGACAUAGACGAUCCUAGUCAUGUAAUACUCAUCUCCCAAUGGCACCAUUCAGUUCAAUCUGAUGACGUCACCACUGACCACGGGGUAUCCAAAAAAUCGGCGUUACUACUCAUCAACGGAAAGGGCCGACAGCCGCACGAUUCGAAAAUGCCCUUAUCAGUCUUUACCGUUAUACCCGGCAAAAGGCAUCGAUUCAGGAUAGCUCAUGCCGGUGGAGCUGGCAUAUGCCCAGUUACAUUUUUAAUUCAUCGACACUCGAUCCUCCUCAUCGCCCUGGAUGGUCAUCCCGUUAAACCACUACCAGUCCAGGAGAUAACACUUGCCAAUGGUGAAAGAGCCGAUUUCAUUUUGGAAACGAGAGGGAGAAAUAACGAUCAGUACAAUAUUACGGUGAAAACCAUAAAAUCGUGCAGAACGGGUUCAACCAGUGGCUCGGCCAUAUUGAAAUAUGAAACGCCAAAUUAUUUGAACGAAAUUGAUGAAUCGACGAUGACGAAAUCAGCGAGUAAAAGAAAGAUGACGACGAAUCCCGCGGAGAAGUGUCAGACAACUGAAAAUGUUUGUGUUACAGAAGUCAAGGCACUGAAAGCAUUGCCAUUGGCACUCAGCGAACCCAAAACCCAAAUCACAAUUUAUCUGCCAAUUAAUCAGCAAACACUGGUGUCCAAUAUUGCAGGGGAAGAUAUGAAGCGGCUGAGUAUGAAUAACGCAAGCUUCAUAUACCCUUCGUCACCCCUGCUAACUCAGGGCGCUGAUGUCCCAGAGGAUAUCCUGUGCUCUGGCAGCGAUCCUAAUCUGUCGAAUCACUGCAAAAAACAGGAAAGCGGAGGGACUGAGUGCGAAUGUGUCCAUUUGAAGCGCAUUCCAUUGGGCGCAACUGUGGAAAUUAUUCUCUUAGAUCAAGCUGGCCGAGACGAUCUUAUCUAUCACCUUCACGGCUAUCACUUUUACAUCGUUGGUGCCAGGUAUUUUGGUAAAAGCGAAAGCCUCGACCACAUCAAAGAAAUGGAUAAAAAUGAUGCUCUAUUUACUCGUAAUUUGGCUUGCCCACCACUGAAGGACACGGUGAUAGUUCCAAAGUUCGGAGCAGUGGCGAUUCGAUUCAAAGCUGAUAAUCCAGGCUAUUGGAUGCUUCGUGAUGAGCACGCACCCGAGUGGACCCGAGGGUUGGACGUGAUUCUUCAGGUGGGGGAUGCAACUGACAUGGUACCAGCCCCCCAGGACUUUCCAAAAUGCGGAUCGUUCGUUGGGCCCGACUAUUUCCUCAUUUAACUACUCCCUACGACGGAAAAAUUUAUGAAAAAUAUAUAAACCCCAUGACACCCACAUUUUCCAUAUUUUUCAAACUCCAAAUUUUUCCGUGUCUUCACUAUCAAAAAGAAAAUCCUGUAUAUAAUGUUUUUGUACAUAUUAUUAAGAAUAAUUCGAAAAAACAAAAAGUAUUUUUUUAUUUCAUUCCAUUUUUUUUUCAUUUCAUUUCAAUUUUGUGUUUCACUUUUUUUACGGUGGAAUGUGCUUGACAGGAAGGGUUAGGCCUUAUCAUGUCUUAUUUCCUAGAUGUGAUAGGGGCAUUAUUAAUCCCCCGUGAAGUAUUUAUCCUCCAGCACCGAGUCCUCCGGGAAUACGGAAAAACGGCUGUUGGGCCUGAUUUUGUCCACACUUUCCCGUCAUUUCUGGUCCUGGCCGCCCUCGUCGUCGUCGUCAGGAGAAAAUUCAACGUUAAAUACCUCAACAUCACUCACAAGUCGUUGGAAAAAAUACUUCAAGUAAAAUAAUCGACUUAAGGGCUCAGUUAUCUAAAAUCUCAAUGUCAAUAACACAAUUUUUCGCUGAUAAAUCAAGAUUUUCGUCAAGUGGAUUGUCAUCAGCUCUGGCCUUUGGUACUGGCUGAUCUUUCAGAGAAUACUCUACUGCAGCAUAUGGUCGUACUGGAAGCACGAAAUUGAACUCCAAUAUUCUCACGUCCUGUGGUGGCAACGGGUCUGGCAGUCGCUUUACCCACCACCAGCAUCACCACCUCCCAUUUCUGCCAGUUUUGUCAGUUGGAUUCUGUCAAUGAUCAUCAGUGGAGGGAUUUUUUACUGCUCCCUGCACCUUCAGAGUCUGACAAAAAAAUUCCAGAAGGCGAUUUUCCUACUGAUAGCGCAUGUUAAAUUAGAGAUAAAAAAUAUGCAGAGGGGCAGACCCCGGGAAAUUCAUUUCUCAUCACACGAAGACAGGGAAUUAAUUCCAGAAGCUCCUGACAAAAGUGAAAUCAGCUCUUUUUGCGACGAAUGCCACUCGAAUAUUUCAGCUGAAGGUCUAGAACAAAAUGAAAUGUCUCAGAGACCAUUCGCAAUUAGUAGUAGAGGUCAAUCAGCGUUCCACACCGAUUCUCACAAAAUAAUGAAGACUAAUUCUAAUUAUGUUGCUGAUGAAUCGACGCAUCAUCGCAGGAGUUUAUUCACCAUAAUUUCCAAUAACUCGAAUGAAAAGUUUUGAUAAUUUUUGAAAUAUCCAGGAUUGUAUGUAAUUUACGUAAUUUGAUAAUAAUUUCUAUUAAUAGACUCGAAAAAAUUAUUUCAUUCCCCCAUGAGGACAGCACCUAAUUGCACUAUUCGACCAACAAUAAUCUCGCAACUCGUUAAUAAUAAUAUCGAGUGAAAUUUCUAGAUAAUUUCCGACGAUCCCCGGCAAAUGCUCACGACAUUUUGCGCAUCAACCCCUAACCAACCCCUUCAGUUAUGAAACCAAAGAAAAAAUUAGAAAAAAAUGUUUUCGAAUGCCCAUAUUUAGGAUGAACUCUCAAAAAUUUAUAAAUAAAUUUGAAAAAUUGUCACAGUCACUCAGAUAUCAGUUCAACCCCCGUAAAUUUAUUUACAACCCGAUUGCAUCAACGAAACCCCGAGGCAAUUAAUUUACUCCCCCAUGAGGACAGCACUUAAUCGCACUAUUUUAUCACUAACAAUCUCACGGUUCGGUAACAAUGAUAUCGAGUGAAAUUUCUAGAUAAUUUCAGACAACCCCUAAUAAAUAAUGACGACAUUUUGCACAUCAACCACUAACCAACCCCUUCAGUUAUAAAAACAAAGAAAAAAUUGGAAAAAAAUCUUUUCGAAUGCCCAUAUUUAGGAUGAACUCUCAAAAAGUUAUAAAUAAAUUUUAAAAAUUGUCACAGUCACUCAGAUAUCAGUUCAACCCCCGUAAAUUUAUUUACAACCCGAUUUCAUCAACGAAACCCCGAGGAAAUUAAUUUACUCCCCCACGAGGACAGCACUUAAUCGCACUAUUUUAUCAACAACAAUCUCACGAUUCGUUGACAAUAAUAUCGAGUG